Messenger RNA from Helianthus annuus (common sunflower), 1578 nucleotides. RefSeq lists its product as uncharacterized. The transcript is spliced from 4 exons. The record is from RefSeq and is a predicted model, not a curated record. Bases 1 to 1578 code for a protein of 525 amino acids. Lineage: Eukaryota; Viridiplantae; Streptophyta; Magnoliopsida; Asterales; Asteraceae.
AUGAAUGCCGUAAAUUGUCCUCUUUUUCCAAUUGCAAUGAGUAAAGUAGCUUCCAUGGGGCAUGGAUAUACGGGACCUUCCUACCAUCAAGUUCGUGUAAAUUUGUUGAAAGAUGCUAAGCAAUCUGUGAAACUUAUAGUUGAUUCUUAUAGAGAGCAAUGGGCUGAAAGAGGUUGCAUUAUAAUGAGUGAUGGAUGGAGAGACGUUAGACAAAGAGCUCUAAUUAAUAUUUUGGUUUAUUUUCCAACGGGGAUUUCAUUCAUCAAAUCUGUUGAUGCUUCUGAUAUUGAAAGUAAUGUUGAAGGUUUAUGCAAUUUGUUUAGUGAAAUUGUUGAGAUUGUUGGUUCCAAGAAUAUUGUUCACUUGGUCAUUGAUAAUGCUGCAAAUUACAAAGUUGCGGGAAGAUUAUUAUGUGAUAGAUAUCCAAUGAUUUCUUGGUCUCCUUGUGCGGCUCACUGUAUAAAUUUGAUCUUGAAGGAUGUUUCAGAACUGGAAGAUGUGUCUACUUUGAUACAACUUGCAUCACGAAUUACAGUUUUCAUCUACAACCACAAGUGGCCUCUAAAUUGGUUGAGGAAAAGACCCGGUUGGACAGAAAUUAUCCGUCCUGGGGCCACCCGAUUUGGCACAUCAUCCAUUGCAUUGAAGAGUUUACAUGAUCAUAAGCAUGAUUUGCAAGCUUUAGUAACCUCUCUUGAUUUCAAAAAGAUGUUGAAAGUGACUAAAGCUAAUGAUGUGAAAGACACUAUCUUAGAUCCGAAGUUUUGGAAUAAUUGUUUUAUAACGGUUCAGGUGAUGACUCCUAUCUUGAGACUUUUGCGUAUCUGUGAUUCCGAUGAAAAGCCUUCAUUAGGCUACGUUUAUGAAGGUAUGCUUAGGAUAAGGAAAGGAAUCAAAGAGUUGUUUAAAAGGAAAAGAAGAAACUAUAAGAGGUAUGUUGAUAUCAUUGAUGCUCGUUGGGAUAAGAUAUUACGCAAAAGUCUUCAUGCAGCAGCUUAUUGGCUAAAUCCGAUAUUUCAAUAUGAAAAAGAUAAUCGUGAAGAAAAGGAUAAGGCAUGGGUAGGGGUGCUUGAUAUGAUUGAGAAGUUAACGACUUUAGAUAACAGUGUGCAAAUAACUAUUUCACACUUGGCAAAAUUUCGGGAUAAAGUAGGUACUUUUGGUCGAUCUGUUGCUUUGAAUUCUGUGGAGCUUGAGCGUCCAGAUGAGUGGUGGAAAGCGUUCGGUGGAUAUGUAUCGGCGGCAAAAAUUUGCCAUAAGAAUUUUAAGUCAAACCGCAUCCUCUUCUGGAUGCUAAAUGAGAGCAAAAGGCCAUAUGACCCGGUUGAUUACCAAGGCAUAGACAAAAACGAAUUUUGGGUGGUGGAAGAUGAGAAGGAAGCCGAGCUUAACUAUGAUGAUUUAGAAAAUAUGCUCGAUGAGGAGGAACUACUAAUUGACCUUGAUUCACAAACACAACCAUCCGAAGGCCAAGAAUUCAACGAAGAAGAUAAUGUGGUUCAAGUUGAUGUUGCUAUUAAUGUUGAUCAUGAUGAUGGCGAUUUUUAUGAGGAAUCGGAUUCGCAAGAUGAUUGGUAG